Molecule: messenger RNA, 5536 nt
Organism: Trichobilharzia regenti
Lineage: Eukaryota; Metazoa; Platyhelminthes; Trematoda; Strigeidida; Schistosomatidae
Source: the annotation of a GenBank genome assembly
AUCAUGUCAUCUGUUGAUACAUAUAAACACUUAGAUUAGUAGUAAUCAUGAUACAACAUACUGUAUAUAGUUAAUUUCUGAUUCACAUUAUCAUUUAAUUACAAUUACUUCAUAAUUUGUUCAGUGAGUCAGAUGUCAUGGAUCUGUCCAAAUUAACUCCUGCUAGUGUUAUGGGGAAUAAGAAAGAUGAAUUUCAUGGAAAUAACAACAAUAGAAAAUUAUAUUCUUCACCUAAAAUAAAGAAUCAGCAUUAUUAUAACCAAAUUAUUGAGGCUAUCCCUGAUAGUAAUUACACAGCUACUCCUAAUAAUAAUAAUUGUUAUGUCAAUGAAUUAAAUCAAAAGGUUACAAGAUUUAAGGGACAUUUUGUUUUAAACAGAAAAAUAAGUGAACAAACAAAUGCAGGCAAACUAUCUCGCCGACAAGGAAAUCCUCUGUGCCACUCAAAUAUAAGGAAUUUACAUCAGAAGUAUAAAACUGAUCAGAAAAAUCCUUCUCAUCGCUAUCGUAUUCGUCUGGAGUAUGAUUACGAUCCUAAUUUAGAUGUUAUUUCUUCUAAAGAACAAAAUGUAACUAUGGUAAAUAAAAAUGGUAUGACAUAUUCAAGUUGUACCGAAGGGAUACUAAAUGAAUUACAGCCAGUAUUAAAGAGCUUAGUGAAGAAUUUAGUUAGAAAACAUGAAGUUAAAUCCAAUUUUAAAAAUGUUGAACCAAUACUACCUAUAUAUUCUUUCAAUUGUCAGAAUGAUGAAAAAGCCAUAAAAAGCAUUGAUAAUCGCAUACAAAAGACAGAAUACGGUUGCCCAGCUUUCAGUUGUUUAUCAAAAUGUAGGUCACAUGCAACAAAUGCCAUACUUUCAGGUGAUGAAAAUAAAUUAGGCCAAGAUAUAUCAUGUGUACAAUAUCCAAAACAUUUCGAAGAUAUAAUAAGUCGCACAUUAAUAAAUUCAUAUUCAAAUUUCAAUAUGGGAAAUUCGAAUGUCCAUUUUAAAAGUAACCAUUUAAAUACAACAAGUGGAUUGCUGUAUUAUGAUUGUAAUGAUGAGGAUUAUUGUAAUAUUAACUGUUAUCAAAAUGACUUCCGUUAUAAUAUGUUUUAUUCAAACAAUACAAAAAUGAUAAGAGAAUGUGCCAUAGUUACACUAGGGCAUUACGAUCAUAAUAUGUACAUUAAUUACAAAAGCCAGAGUUACAUAUUUAUAUGCUGUGUAGUGUACCAUCAACCUAGUGAAAAUAUCUACAAUAAUGAAAAUACAUACAAACAUAUUAACUAUUCAUUCUUACAUUUAUAUGAAAGCAUUAAUAUUCGACAAAAUUCAUUAGAAUACGUAGUAAUCGAUAAACUUUCUGACUUUAGUUGUCAAAUAUCAGAAAGUGAACUAAGUAAUCCUAACGAUAAUGAUAUUGCUGACGAAGCUUGUUGCAGUUAUGCAUUUACUCCAAGUAAUCAUAUUUACAUUGGCGGGGAUUCACUGAAUAUUCGUGGUGAAUGUAAAAUACAUCCAUUUGGUAUUUGUUGUUCAGCUUGUAAGGAUUGUUUAAAUGAAAAUGUUAGUAAGAUAUUAAGUGAUAAAGAAAGCAAAAAAUUAUCUCUACCGUUAUUUAUUAUAGAGUCAAUGAACUGUGCAAGACACGAGAAGAUAGAUGAACCUUAUUUUAUAAUACAACCAAUGAAAAAUGAUGAUGUGAACAACUUUCCUUCUAACAAACAACACUAUAAUAAAUACAGUCUCUUACAUUCAGACAACAUUUCAUCACAGUUCACUUCUUUCCCAAAAAAGGAUGGGGAUGUUUACGCAGCUAAUCACAUGAGAAUACAAUCAGUAUUAAAUUCAUCAGUAUGUCAAUGCCAAAAAUCAUUAAAAUUGACUCGUCAUUGUGGAAAUGAAAAAAAGUUUUGUAGUGAUUAUUCGGUACCUACAGAAACCACUGGAAAAUCAUUACUGUGUUGCCCAAUUGGGAAUUACUCAUCUUUAUCUAAACAUAUGGCAUUAAUUAUUCAUCUUGAUUCGAGGCAUGGCAAAUUUAAAUCACGUAGGUUUUCUUCUAUAGAGAAUGCGGUUAACCUUUACACGAAUUGUUUACGUUCGCACUCCCUUUCUCGUAAGAAAUACGUGAUUAAGUCUCGAACUAGCAAAAUUCAGCGGAAUUUAGUAUUAAAUACUUUAGGACGACUAAACCAACAAAGGAAGUCGAAUUUUUGGUGUUUUUAUCCAAAAUUUCGACUUGAUAAAUCAUUUUCUUCAAACUUCGGAAAUUCUAGAACUGUGGAAAAUUUUUUAAAGUUAAAUAGUAAGUCCAGUGUAAGUUCACAAUGUACUAGAUGUAAAACCUGUAACUGGCAUCGCAGAAAUAAUGCCGCCAGUAUGACCAGUUGUAAACUAUUCAAAUCAUCGACUAGAGGAACACUAUUAGAUUUAGACAAGCAAAUAUCAGUCAGUAGAACAAUAGAGAAUCCCUUACUUUAUCACUACGACAUGACUAGCAAAGCCGCAGUGAAUAUCGAAACUGAUUGUAAUACAUACCUUUCAAGAAAUUUAAGAGAGAUAAAAUGCUAUGGAAUCUAUUUGCUUGAAGAAAAGAUUUGUUAUGAACAGUAUGAGAAUUUUGUUAAUGAAUAUCAAUAUGUUGAAAGUUAUCCAAUUACUUGGAUUUUUCACUCGGUUGACUUCAGUCCAUUGUGUCCAGAACAACUUUCUUAUUCAUCACCUAUAAACAUUAGUUGUUCACAAACACAAAUUAAUAAAAGUAGUCGAAAUGAUGCGAAUCGAACUUCUAAUAGUCAUCCUGUGUAUAGAGUUUUACGAUUAGAAAAUAAGAAUUUAGACGAUACACUACAGAAACUUAGAUCAAGUGUGCAAAAUUCUGCAUCCACAAAGUAUUUACUCAUAUCAAUUAUGCCAGAGUAUGUUACUACAAGAAAUUCAUCAACUUCGCCUACUUCAACCUUAAUAUCAUCACCAACAACAGUAAAUGAUGAUGACGAUAACGAUGAGACUGACUGUAAUUCACAUUGUGAUAAUUUAUCUAAUGAUUGUAAUUCACCGAACAUAAGGAGUAUGCAGAGGAGUAAUUCAAACACUGCUGUGGUUACCUGGAGUGAAAAUGAAUACGUUAAUAAUAAGAAUCCUUAUGAAAACUUUGGCACAGACGACCUAUUACCAACUGCAAAUUGGACAUCGUAUACAUCGAUAUGGAAUAGUACAACAAGUAGUGUAUCUGAAACUGAAAUAAUAAAUAAUAAUCCUAUUUACAGUUUUUCAAAUAUAACUACUAAUAAUACUAAAAUUACUACAUCAAAUAUUUUUAAAAAGGAUAAUGAUGGAGAACGCGAACUCAAUUUUAUCGCAGUCAAUCCAAGCACUUGUACAGAUAUUUUUAUUAUCUCCAAAUCACCCACUAUAAUUAAUGAGUCUUCAUCAGUUGAUUUAGAAGAAUUUUUAAAUCUUAGUUGUAAUAUGUCUAGUACUGCCGAUACCAAUUAUACUACUGAAAGCGCACAUUCCGAUGAUUCUGAUGGUCCUCAGUUGAAUACAAUCAAGGAAGCAGUAACAAAAUGGGAUGUGGACAAGAAAAAACUACAGUAUAAGUCAGUCAACAAUCAACUGUACAUUAAUAAUGAUUAUACUGGUCGUGAAAGUAGUGGGGGUAAGACAUAUGACAAGGAACACGACGUUGGUAAUGUUGACGUCCGCAUUACACCUUCACAAAUAUAUGAAAAACUGAUGAUACAUCCAACAGACUGUUAUACUAAUCAAACUGAUUUUACACAAAGUAACCAGUCAGCUUCAGUGACGCCAACAAUUCGUACAUUUAAAAAAAAUUAUUCAUCUCAGCCAUCGGUCACACCGGACAACAUUUUGCAUCGUCUAAGUCAUAUGAAUACAAAUAAUUCAAAUGUUUAUGAUAACUCUGCGAAAAGCAGAGAAGAAUUAUUUAUUGUUAAGCCAGUAAAUCACUUAACACUUCACAGUAAUCCGAGAGAGAAAUUGCAAUUUAAAAUUAAUUAUAAAAAACAUUCUGAAAUGAGUGACAGAAUACAGUCAUUUAAUUCUGAAUAUUCGAAAUCGUAUUACUACUAUGGGAAUGCGACAAACAGUACUGAUUCAUUUGAAAAUUUAACUGAAAUGAAUAAGAAUUCACUGUUUAAUUUAGAAGAGGUCAGUGAUUUAAUUACAUUGAAUUCCGAACUAGAGGAGAAUGACGAUGAAGCAGUAGAUGAUAAAGUAGAAUCCUCUGUGGUCACAAUGAAUAACAAUAUAGUGGAAUGCACAGACGAACUGUUAAAUGAUAUCUUACUAAAGAGGUAAGAGAACAGAAUUCAAGUUAUCCUGAGUGGAGAUACAGAACAAAAUCAGGCAGAAAGUUUCGAAAAUGCCUCCUCAUUUGGUUCAAAAUCUGAGGAUUAUUUUGCUGUUAAGAAAGACACUUUCACUAAUACUGAAUCUGGUACUUGUUCCAGCUUAAAUUUAACCUUAUCUAAUAGGCAAAAUGACGAUACCAAUGAAAAAAAUGAACGUAUAUGUACUUUUCACUACAUAAUCAUAAGUCUAAAUUACUUUCCUAUCUAUAUGAUCGUACAUUUAAUUAAGGAUAAAACCAACAUAAGUUGUAAAAAGUUUAUCCCAGUUGUCGACGGUACAAAAAAAUGGUUGCUUCAAAUCAUUCAUCCUUCGCUUACCUAUCUUAAUGAAACUAUUCAUCAGCCAACAUCAGUCAAUUCUGUUUUAACAUUAUGCCGAAAUAUAUGUCAUUAUCAUAAUUUGCAUCAAAUUCAGUGUGCAUUAGAAAGAAAAAUCCUAAAUGACCUAAGAGUGACAUAAUGUCAAGAAGUAGUAACCUAUCAAAGUUAUAAAUAUAGUGAAACUUCAAGUGAGAGCUUACAGAUUCACCUAAAAUAUUAUCCACACAUCCUGAGUGCAUUAUGUAAUAAUUCAAUGAAUCUUACCGAAGAGUAUACAAGAUUUAAAUAUUCAAAUAAAAUGAAUAAGUUUUAUAAUUCCUCACAGAUCCUUGUUAAAUCGAACAAUCAAUCACUGGUUUGUAUAAACAUUCAUUCAAUGAUUGAAAAUAAAGUUUAUUGUCACUGUUUAAAAUUGGUCAACCAAUCCAUGGAACAGUUAAAUUUCGUCAACUUUUCUUUGGAAACAGAAAUAUUAGUCAGUUUAAACAAACAGAUAACAGGUUUUUCCAAUAUACAUAGAGUUGUCCCACCAAUUAUUCAUCGGUCAGCUGUUAGAGUUUUCAAAAAUAAUUUCACUUCAGUAUUCAAUGGGUUAUUUGGGAGAUUUGAAGCUAGUGUAUUAUGGAAUUCUUAUUCUUAUAAACCAGUUAUAUCAUACCAGUCUAAUCAUACCAGUUGCCUGUUUAACAAACAGUACAACUUUUUUCGAACCUUGUUGAUUUUUUACUGAUAUAACACGAAGAGUAGAUUCUACUAGUAAGUCUACACAACUCAAGCACAAUUUUCUUAAAGAAUCAACUAAGCCUCGCGGUACUACUUUCACUUCAAAGAUAUCAGCAAAAGGUGUCAUUU